CUGUUUGUGUUGGGCGAAUAUCGAACGGCAGGGGCAGUCGGUGUGUGCUCGCACGUGCAGUAGGCUUUUUAGCCGCUGUGCCUCCAUCCAAGCUUCACGCCCCGGCACCAACGGCGAAGAUAUUCUUUCGCGCCGACUACGCACAUACCAGAGUAUCGCUUCGCUCCGGCAGCGGGAUGAAAAUUUUCAUCAAUUAAUGAGAACGUCUCCAAGGAAUUUCAGAAAUGUCGAAACAUCGGCCUGUCAAGGAUAAUAACAGUGAACAUGUUGCAUGUUUGCUGCAGACUGUCAUCGAGUAGGAGCCCCACUUACAGGUGGUGAACUCAAAGUACUAUGGUAAAACUAAAUAAUCCACUAUGGAUUACAUCCGUGAAUUUGACAUACGUUUGGACCGAGAAAUGUACUAUGCCGGUGAAAGCCUGGCAGGACAUGUUGUACUUGAUACAAUUGAAAAUUUCAAACUAAGGGCUGUUCGUGUUGUCCUAAGAGGAAAAGCACAUGCUGAGUGGAAAGUAGUUGUCAGUGGUGACAGACGCACAGUUAAGGAUGACCAGUAUUUUCUUGAUGAUCGUGCAAUUAUAUGGGGAAAAGAUAAACCAGAAGGAAAUGUCCCAAUAUUGCCAAGGGGUGUACACCAGUUCCCCUUCAGAUUCCAGCUUCCAGAGAGUUCUCUUCCAUGUUCAUUUGAAAGCAAACCUGGCUUUAUUCGAUACUACAUAAAGGUUACUGUUGACAUUCCAUAUGCCUCUCCACCACAAGGAAUGAAAUAUUUUACUGUAAUAGGACCUCACAUUGACUGCAUGGAUGAGCAAUACCUGAAACCAAUGAUAGGACAAGACAAACGGACCAAAUGCUGCCUGUGCUGUGAAAAGGGACCAGUUGUAUUAAGGACUCAGCUUGAGCGUUCAGCAUAUGUGUGUGGUGAAUCAAUUAAACUGAGAGCAAACAUUGACAACCAAGGAGAAGAAAUUGUCCGACUUAAAGUGAAAGUCAUACAAUAUGUGGAGUAUUUCAUAGACCGUGGAGUGUUAGGUGUCAAUAAGGAAGUUCAGCAUCUAGUUCUGGAGUACAGAGGUGACCCAGUCCAUCCAAACACUCGAUCCAAGUGGGAUUCCGCACAAAGCCUUGUAGUUCCUGUUAUGCCUCCCUCAUUAGUUGGUGUAUGCAGACUGCUUCAGAUAUACUAUGUCCUGAAGGUCAGCCUAGAAUUUGAAAAAUCUGGAGAUGAUUUGCAAAUGCACUUUCCAAUUACUAUUGCGACUGUGCCAUUUCGUAUUCCGAACUCAAACCAGCAGCCUAAAAUUCAAUAUGAAGUGGCAUGUGAACAUGUUGAGGGUGGUCUGUAUAUUGGCCCAGAGUUCCUGCUGGGGCAGGUCUACGACGGCAGCAAUGCACAUGAAGCUCGUGAAACAGUUGUCCUGUACAGGCCUGUGUAUGUGACUGUUGUCAGAAAUGAUGGCAUUAAACCUAAUGCCACAACUACUUAAAGAAGCUGUAAACCAUUACUCUGCAGUGUGUGUCACACCCUGUGUAUUUGUUACCUGAUUAAAAUAAAAAAAAUCUUUUAGUAUGUGACAUAAUAGUAAUUUGUCUCAUGCUGUCAUACAAACUGUUAAUUAAUUUAAAAACAAAGUUUCAUGUGUCUAUGAUCACUAAACAUUUAUUCCUGAAAACUGAGGUGAGUGCUCAGUUAUGAGAUUAUUUUUAUUGUACAAAAUAUUUUUACAAUGAAUCUUGACAGUUCACAAUUAAGGUUUUUCAGAACUGAUGACUAUUUAUAGUUGCAUGAAAAUUACUAUCAUAUAUGAAUCAGUCAUGUAUUUUUCAUUGAAAUAGUCUCAAAUUAAACACUUCUGCAGUUUACAGAACUUCUUGACUAUGGGAGUAGCAUAUAUCUAGCAACUGAAAGUUGACAGUUUCCUGUUUGUCUUGCUGUGAAUAUGGGGAACUUAUCAUUUCAAACUGUAGAUUUUUCUGAAUCACGCACAAGUUGUCUGCAGUUACCUCAAUGUAGUUAAGGAACACUACUUAUACAGAGAGAAUAAACAUGUUUCAUCGAUUGGCGACUCAAUGGAGUGUUGUGUGCGCAAUGACCAUGUAUGUUAAAUUAAAAGAAAGGUCAGUGUUGGUCAUAAUAUUGAUGUUUAAUUAAUAGCAGAAUCGAUUUUUGACCACAUAGUGAUCAUCUUCAGUGCUGUACACAUUAAACUCAGACACUUUUUUCAGUUUUGGUUAUUGAUUACUUGAUACCAGUGUUUGAGUUUAAUGUGUACAGCACCGAAGAUGAUCACUAUGUGAACAAAAAUCGAUCCUGCUAUUAAUAAAACAUCAAUAUUAUGACCAAUGCUGACCUUCCUUUUAAUUAAACAUGUUUCACUCAGUGGCAUUUAAAAUCAAAAUUCAGAUAGUUAACUGAGAUCAGAAUUCUGAAGAUAGCAAUAGUUAGAAAGUGCUAUUGAUAUGAUUAAUGAAAAUAAAGAAGUACUCUUCCCCCCUCCCUCCCCAAUUGUUUGGUUGAAAUUAAACAUACUAAAUUUGGUCUGUCUGUAUUUGUAGAUACAGACAUAUCAAUCUUAAAUACAUUUGACUAUUUCACUACAAACAAAAAUAUUACCUGAAUAAGUUUCAAAAAUAUAACCUGCUCAUGAAUUCUAACAGCUUAUAAAAACUCCGUUCUAAUGCUCAAAUACAAAUUUGCAUUGAUACUUUUGUCAGGUCACUAAUAUAUCUGUGAAAGAAAACCCCUAAUCACUAAAGCAAGCUAUAUUUGAACCUCUAUUCUUGCUGUACACACAGUUCGAACAUCUUAAUUGUAAAACUGCAGAUUAAACUAGAUUCAUUGUUAAAAAUGAGUUAUUUAAAUGAUCAUUCUUUGUACAUCUAUUUUUCUUUCUUCUUCCUUGUGUCAAAAAUUUUCUUGUAACUGAGACCAUCAUUGUAUGACAAAAAAAUACCUAAUAUGGGAGAAAUGCUUGGUGAGGCAUAGACAUCUCAAGUGUUUUUAAAUUAGUUAACUUUGUUUCACCAAGCUACAGAUAAGUCAAUCAGAAUGCUACAUUUGGGAUUGAAAUGUGUCUUAGAUAAUAUAUUUCCAUGAUGAAAGAAUAUGCAAAAUAGCUUUAAAUGUUGUUUCUAUAUUGGAUAAAUUUUAUCAUGUAAGUUUUAUAAUUGAGCAGAGGCAUUAUUAAUGUUUUGUGCGAAGACAGUGUUAUAUGUGUGUUAUGUACUGAAAUAAAAUAUGUAGAUUUGGUGUUAAAUAUUGUUUCCAUGUGGUUAGAGUCUGGUUAGUGGGAAGCCCUAUUCAAUUUCUUCUGUACAAAUAUUUAACAACCUUAAAAUGAAGAAUGAGAAGAGAACUGUUCAGUCAACAGUCUGUUGAGACACAAUGCCCUAAUCAGAUGUUAUGUGUGUGCCUGCAUAGCCCAAAAAUACCCCUUCAAAGUACCUCUAAAACAAGAGGCAUAAAUUUGUUUACAAUCAUUUUGAAAGCAUUUUCCCAUAUAUAUAUAUACAACAUUUUAUAACACUACAUAAAUUAUCAAAAGUGAUUUUGAUAGAGCACAGUGGAGUACACUUGUCCUCUCAUUGCGGUGUUUAUGAAAGUUAUUGUUAUUUUUAAAUGUGGGAUAUAACGUUAAUAAAAUUGUUGUUGAAUGUUAAUGAUUGUGAAGCUGUUUGUUAUUGUGUACUUAAAUAUAUGCAUAAAAGAAGUUUAUGUGUGAA
Messenger RNA from Schistocerca gregaria, 3723 nucleotides. Its product is annotated as arrestin domain-containing protein 2-like. The transcript has 10 exons. Bases 357 to 1487 code for a protein of 376 amino acids. Gene Ontology annotation, cellular component: cytoplasm. The record is from RefSeq and is a predicted model, not a curated record. Gene Ontology annotation, biological process: protein transport. Lineage: Eukaryota; Metazoa; Arthropoda; Insecta; Orthoptera; Acrididae.